Molecule: messenger RNA, 1104 nt
Organism: Knipowitschia caucasica
Lineage: Eukaryota; Metazoa; Chordata; Actinopteri; Gobiiformes; Gobiidae
Source: the annotation of a GenBank genome assembly
AUGCAUGGCCCAGCUCUGACGGGACCAGGCCUCCAGAGGACAGUAUCUAUCUGCGUAAACUCUACAACCAAACAUUUGGACAACCUCCACGAGGUCACCGGCCCGUCUGGUCAUGUGGACGCUCUCAAUCUGCUCAGGGCCAUCGUGGUCGACAUCUCCAACAAGCUUUUCCUCGGGGUUCCUCUGAAUGAAAAACAGCUGCUACUGAAAAUCCAUAACUACUUUGACACCUGGCAGACUGUCCUGAUUAAACCUGAUAUCUUUUUCAAGAUUGGAUGGCUUUACAACAAGCACAAGAAGUCAGCACAAGAGCUGCAAGAUGUCAUGCAGAGUCUACUUGAGAUGAAAAAGAAAAUGAUAAAUGAAUCGGAAAAGUUGGAUGAUGACCUUGACUUUGCCACAGAGCUUCUUUUUGCUCAGAACCACGGGGAGCUGUCACCAGACAACGUCCGGCAGUGUGUGCUGGAGAUGGUGAUCGCAGCCCCGGACACUCUCUCCAUCACCCUCUUCUUCAUGCUCAUGCUGCUCAAGCAGAACCCUGGAGUCGAGAGCAGCAUCGUAGAGGAGAUGAAAGAAGUUUUAGGUGAAGAUGGUGCUGAAAAUAUUCAGCAUCAAAACCUGAAGGUGUUGGAGAGAUUCAUAAAUGAGUCCAUGAGGUUCCACCCAGUGGUUGACUUUACAAUGAGAAAAGCUCUGGAAGAUGAUAACAUUGAUGGGAUCAUAAUAAAAAAAGGAACCAACAUCAUUCUCAACAUUGGUCUAAUGCAUAAAACUGAAUAUUUCUUGCACCCGAGUGACUUUUGCCUGGACAACUUUGAAAAAACGGUGCCUAACCGUUACUUUCAGCCUUUUGGUUGUGGACCCCGCUCAUGUGUAGGCAAACACAUCGCCAUGGUGAUGAUGAAGGCCAUCCUGGUCACUCUGUUGUCCCGUUACACAGUCUGUCCUCGAAAGGGCUGCACCAUCAACAGCAUUCGGCAAACCAACAACCUGUCGCAGCAGCCAGUGGAAGACGAGCAAAGCCUGGCCAUGAGAUUCAUCCCAAGACAAAGUGAAAACAAAAGUGAGAAGCUGCUGUCCUGCAAAGAUGGAUUCUCCAAUUAA